AUGUUGGAGUUUAUUCGUGCUAACCAAACCAUCACUAGAGGCCACAAUAUAUUCUGGGAGGACCCCAAAUAUACACCACAAUGGGUGUGUGACCUUACAGGACCUGAAUUACAAUUAACUGUCAAUUCGUGUAUACAAAGUCUAAUGAACAAGUACAAAGAAGAAUUCAUACACUGGGAUGUUAGCAAUGAAAUGCUUUACUUUGAUUUCUAUGAGCAACGACUUGGCCCUAAUGCCACAUUGCAUUUCUAUGAGAUAGCACACAUGUCAGAUCCAUUGGCAACCCUCUUGGUGAAUGAAUUUAAUGUGGUUGAGACUUGCAGUGAUGUGAAUUCCACAGUUGAUACUUACAUUCCAAGGAUGAGAGAACUCGAACGUGGUGGUGUUUCAAUGGAUGGGAUUGGUUUAGAGGGUCAUUUUACUAUACCAAACCCUCCUUUGAUGAGAGCUAUUCUAGAUAAGUUGGCCACAUUAGGGCUUCCUAUUUGGCUUAUAGAGGCUAUUUACUUAGAAGAAGUAUUGACAGAAGGCUUUUCACAUCCUUCUAUGAAUGGAAUUAUGCUUUGGACUGCACUACAUCCUAAUGGGUGUUAUCAAAUGUGCCUAAUUGAUAAUAAUUUCCAAAAUUUGCUUGUUGGAGAGAUGGUUGACAAGCUACUUAAGAAUGGAAAACAGGGGCGGUACAAGGUGUAA
Molecule: messenger RNA, 693 nt
Organism: Quercus lobata
Lineage: Eukaryota; Viridiplantae; Streptophyta; Magnoliopsida; Fagales; Fagaceae
Product: endo-1,4-beta-xylanase 5-like
Exons: 2
Coding region: 1-693 (230 amino acids)
Biological process (GO): carbohydrate metabolic process
Molecular function (GO): hydrolase activity, hydrolyzing O-glycosyl compounds
Source: RefSeq, a predicted model, not a curated record